GUACUGGGAGCAGCUCCUGCCCCUUUAAGAGCGGGCGUGUCCGGGUGACAUCACUCGGGGCAUGAAUGAACAGGAGCGGGGUGCUCAGCCCCAUAGCGCUGGUGCCGCCGGUUGUGGGGCGCACCCCAAAACACCCCCCCCGCACUAUGGCGGGCACCCCCCCGGCCUUCACCAUCCUCUUCCUCACCGCCCUCACCCCCCUGGCAGCAGAGGAAGUGGUGCUGCUGGACUUCGCGAAGGCGCAGGGGGAGCUGGGCUGGCUCACCCAGCCCUAUGGCAAAGGGUGGGACCUGCUGCAGAACAUGCUCAACGACUCCUCCAUCUACCUCUACCUGGUGUGCAACGUGCUGGAGGGCGAGCAGGACAACUGGCUCCGCACCAACUGGAUCUACCGCGGCGCGGCCCAGCGCAUCUUCAUCGAGCUCCAGUUCACCGUCCGCGACUGCAACAGCUUCCCCAGCGGCGGCGGCGGCACCUGCAAGGAGACCUUCAACCUCUACUACGCCGAGUCGGACGUGGAUUACGGCACCAACUUCCAGAAGAGGCAGUUCAGGAAGAUCGACACCAUCGCCCCGGAUGAGAUCACGGUGCAGGAGGACUUCGUCACGCGGAACGUGAAGCUCAACGUGGAGGUGCGCUCGGUGGGGCCGCUCACGCGCAAAGGGUUCUACCUGGCCUUCCAGGACCUGGGCGCCUGCGUGGCGCUGCUCUCGGUGCGCAUCUACUACAAGCGGUGCCCGGCGGUGGUGAGGGGCAUGGCGCGGUUCCCGCACACCGUGGCCGGGGGGGACUCGCAGACCCUGGCCGAGGUGAGGGGCACCUGCGUGGAGGAGGCGGUGGCGGAGCAGGCGCCCGCGCUGCACUGCAACGCCGAUGGAGAGUGGCUGGUGCCCAUCGGGGAGUGCCUGUGCCGGGCCGGGUACCAGAGAGUGGGGGAUGCCUGCCAAGCCUGCCCCCCCGGCUCCUUCAAGGCCACGGUGUCCGUGGGGGGCUGCCAGCCCUGUCCCCCCCACACGCUGCCAUCCCCUGAGGCCGCCGCUACCUGCCCCUGCCAGGAUGGCUUCUUCCGCACCCCCAGCGACCCCCCCGAGGACCCCUGCACCCGUCCCCCCUCACCACCCCAAGGCGUCACGGCCAUCGGGAUGGGGGCUUCGGUGCGGCUGCGCUGGUCCCCCCCCGCGGACCCGGGUGGCCGUGGGGAUGUCACCUACAGCAUCACCUGCGAGCAGUGCUGGCCCGAGAGCGGCGAGUGCCGGCCCUGCGACGGGGGGGUCCGGUAUUCACAGCCCCCCCGGGGGCUGGCAGGGACCGGGGUCACCGUCACCGACCUGGAGCCCUACGUUAACUACACCUUCACAGUUGAAGCCCGCAAUGGGGUGUCCCCAUACAGCCAACACCGCAGCGUGGCCACCGCCACCAUCAGCGUCAACCAGACGGAGCCACCCCGGGUGACGUCGGUGAGCCUGGAUGGACGGACAUCCACCAGCUUGGUCCUCUCCUGGACGGUGCCACCGCGGCAGCAGAGUCGGGUCUGGAAGUACGAGGUCACCUACAGCAAGAAGGUGGAUGAGAACAGUUACUCUGUGCUGCGCUGUGAGGGCACCUCCGUCACCCUCCCCAAGCUGUCCCCUGCCACCACCUACGUGGUGCGGGUCCAGGCGCUCACCUCCGAUGGCCACGGGGCCUACAGCCCCCAGCACGAGUUCGAGACCCUGCCCGAGGGUGCUGAGGCCAUGGCAUCCGCCACUGUCAUCAGUGGCUCCAUCGUUGGUGUUGUCUUCGUCCUCCUGCUCUUGGGUGCUCUCCUCUACGUCCUCCGGCGGAGGAGGAGGUCACGGCCGCGCCACUCUGCUGAGGACGUCUACUUCUCCAAGUCAGAGCAGCUGAAGCCCCUCAAGACCUAUGUUGACCCCCACACCUAUGAGGACCCCAACCAAGCCAUGCUCAAGUUCACCACCGAGAUCCCUCCAUCCUUCAUCACCCGCCAGAAGGUCAUUGGUGCUGGUGAAUUUGGGGAGGUCUACAAGGGGACCCUGAAGCGUGGCAAGAAGGAGGUGCCAGUGGCCAUCAAGACCUUGAAGGUGGGCUACACGGAGAAGCAGCGUGUGGACUUCUUGAGCGAAGCCACCAUCAUGGGCCAGUUCUGCCACCACAACAUCAUCCGCCUGGAAGGGGUCGUCUCCAAGUACAAACCCUUCAUGAUCAUCACAGAGUACAUGGAGAACGGCGCGUUGGACAAGUUCCUGCGGGAAAAAGAAGGGGAAUUUGGUGUCAUCCAGCUGGUGGGGAUGCUGAGGGGCAUCGCCGCCGGCAUGAAGUACUUGGCCAACAUGAAUUACGUCCACCGGGAUCUGGCCGCUCGGAAUAUCCUGGUGAACAGCAACCUGGUGUGCAAAGUGUCGGAUUUUGGCCUUUCCAGAGUGCUGGAAGAUGAUCCUGAAGCCACCUACACCACCAGCGGUGGGAAGAUCCCCAUCCGUUGGACAGCUCCUGAAGCCAUCUCCUACCGCAAGUUCACCUCCGCCAGCGACGUCUGGAGCUACGGCAUCGUCAUGUGGGAGGUGAUGUCCUAUGGAGAGAGACCCUACUGGGAGCUCUCAAACCACGAGGUGAUGAAGGCCAUCAACGAGGGCUUCCGCCUGCCUGCGCCGCUGGACUGCCCCUCGGCCAUCUACCAGCUGAUGAUGCAGUGCUGGCAGCAGGAGCGCUCCCGGCGCCCCAAGUUUGCCGACGUCGUCAGCAUCCUGGACAAGCUCAUCCGUGCCCCCGAGUCCCUCAAGGCGCUGGCAGACUUUGACCCCCGGGUCUCCAUCCGCCUGCCCAGCACCAGCGGCUCCGAGGGCAUUCCCUUCCGCUCCGUCCCCGAGUGGCUGGAAUCCAUCCGGAUGCCCCAGUACACGGAGCACUUCAUGGCCUCGGGCUACAGCACCAUUGAGAAGGUCCUGCAGAUGACCAGCGAUGACAUCAAGAAGGUCGGCGUGCGGCUGCCGGGGCACCAGAAGCGCAUCGCCUACAGCCUGCUGGGGCUGCAGGAGCAGGCCAGCGCCGGGGGGGCACCCCUCUGACCCCCCCCCCCCCAAACCCCACUACUUGAAACCAACCAAAUGAAGACCCCCCCCACCCCCUCCUCCCCGAGGGGCUUAUUUAUUAUGUCUAUUAUUAUUAAGGUGGUUUGAUACCAUUAUUACGAGCAAUCCCCAGUGUUGGGGAUGGAACGGGUGCCC
Pezoporus occidentalis (night parrot) is the source of this 3224-nucleotide messenger RNA. RefSeq names its product EPH receptor A2 (gene EPHA2). Gene Ontology annotation, biological process: ephrin receptor signaling pathway; axon guidance; protein phosphorylation. Bases 66 to 3065 code for a protein of 999 amino acids. The record is from RefSeq and is a predicted model, not a curated record. Gene Ontology annotation, molecular function: ATP binding; transmembrane-ephrin receptor activity; protein binding. The transcript has 17 exons. NCBI's taxonomy places the organism in Eukaryota, Metazoa, Chordata, Aves, Psittaciformes, Psittacidae. Gene Ontology annotation, cellular component: dendrite; plasma membrane.